UGUUGUGGGGAUUGAGUGGGAAAUUGAAGGUCCUCACGCGCGCAUACGUGUAUACGUACAUCUUCUCGUGUUGCUGUCUCUCUCUCUCUCUCUCUCUCUGGGUUGGUGGAAGCUGUGAGUGAGAGUGACCGAGUCCUCUGUCCUCUCUUCUUCUUCUUCCACCUCGCACCUCACCUCACCUCUCUGGGUUGGGUUGGGUUGGGUUGUUGUUACCGUCACGGUGCAGCAAACAACAAACAAUCAGAUCGACACAGAUCCGGUGGCUGCCUCACCGGAUCUCCCCAUUCCUUCUUCUCCUCUUGCUCUCGACUCGACUGUACUGGACUGGACUGGAGUGGAAGCGAAGCAAAGCAAUCAUCUUGAUCUUGGAAGAUUGAUUGAUUGAUUGAUUGAUGGGGAAGAAGCCCAAGUGGCUGGGCGCCGUCAAGAAGGCAUUCAGCCCCGAAUCCAAGGACCAGCAGAAAUUGCAGAGGAGGUUGGCCGCCGCCGGCUCCAGCGCAGGCGCAGCCUACCCGCGGGAUCUGACGCCCUCCGCCUCCUACCUCGAGGCACGCGCCUCAGGCUCAGCUCCCCCGCCCGCCCUCCCCCGCUACCCCGACGACUUCCAAGAGGAGGAGCAUGAAAUUGAGCAUGUCGCCGCCGCGCCAGCGCCAGCGCCAGCCACGGAUGCGCCGCUACCUGCCCCUCCUGCCGCCGCACCACCACAGGUUCAGGCUGCCAUUGCGCCGGCUUCUUCCUCUUGUGUCAUGUCCAGGGAGCUCGCCGCCACCAAGAUCCAGACCGCCUUCCGAGGUCACCUGGCAAGAAGGGCGCUGCGGGCAUUGAAAGGCCUGGUCAGACUCAAGUCGCUGGUCCAAGGCCACUCCGUCAAGCGCCAGGCCACCAGCACGCUUCGCUGCAUGCAGACUCUGUCCCGGGUCCAGUCCAAGAUACGGACGAGGAGGAUCAAGAUGGCCGAGGAGAACCAGGCCCUUCAGCGCCAGCUCUUGUUGAACCAGGAACUAGAGACUCUCAGGAUGGGAGAUCAGUGGAAUACCAGCCUGCAGUCCAAGGAGCAAAUCGAGGCGAGCCUCGUGAGCAGGCAAGAGGCCGCGGCUAGAAGAGAACGGGCUCUCGCAUACGCAUUCUCCCACCAGUGGAAGAGCACCUCAAGGUCUGCCAACCCGAUGUUCGUGGACCCGAGUAACCCGCACUGGGGCUGGAGCUGGCUGGAGCGGUGGAUGGCGUCGAGGCCGUUCGACGGCCGCAACGGGGCGUCCGAGAAGGAGGGCAGCAGCGUCGACCGCACGUCGGUGCACAGCACCAGCCUGAGCAUGAACCUCGGAGAAGGUGAGACGGUCACAAAGGCGGACAACCAGGUGGUGGACUCUUUGAAGCCGAAUGAUGAUAAGCCGCCGCCGCUUUCGACUCCGAAGCCGUCCGGCCCUGCCCCCAGGCAGUCCCCGUCGACGCCCUCGCCGGCGCUGGCGAGGAAGAAGAGCGCGACGCCCAAGAGUGGAGACUGCGACGGCGACGACGCGAGGAGCGUGGUCAGCACUGUCCGGUCCGAGCGGCCCCGGAGGCACAGCAUCGGCGCGUCCAGCGUGCGUGACGACGCGGGCUCUUCCCCGUCGGUGCCGAGCUACAUGGCGGCCACCAAGUCGGCGUCGGCCAGGGCCAAGUCGCGUGUGCAGAGCCCGACGCUGACCGAGGGUGCUGCUCAAGCUGAGACGCUGGAGAAAGGAUGGUCUUCUGUGGGUUCAGCGAAGAAGCGGCUGUCCUUUCCGGCUGGGACGCCACCGCCGGUGCCGGCGGCGGCGGCGAGGCGGCACUCCGGGCCUCCCAAGGUGCGGCAGGCGGGCGUGGAAGGUGGUACGGAGGAACGGGACUCGUCCCUUGCGUGGAAGCAAGGAAUCGAUAGGGCGGAGGCAGCAGCAGACUUGUCCUUGUCCGGCUCCAACAACAAGUGCACCAAAAUCCCCCUCCAAUCCAAUAUAUUAUCGAUCGAUCGGAUACGUCCAUCCAUGGUGUCGUGUCCAGCGAGCAAGGAAGCCGCAGCCAUGGCAACGGAGGGGGAAGAGACCGCGACCACGACGGCGGCGGCGGAGAAGACGUUCCUGGUGCAGAGCGAGGACGGCAUGGAAUUGUUGGUGUCCGAAUCGGAGGCGAGCCAAUCCAUGACCAUCGACGGCGAGACCGUCUGCUACGACGGCGAGCCCAUCUACGUCAACGUCGACGGAGAAACCCUCUCCAAGGUCUUGCACUACUGCAAGAAGCACGCCGCCGCCGGCGACCACGACGACCUCCUCAGCGCCUGGGACGCGGAGCUCGUCCGCGGCGUCGACCUCGAGACCCUCUACGAUCUCAUCCUCGCCUCGAAGCAGCUGGAGGUCCGAGGCCUCCUGGACCUGGCCUGCGGGGCCGUCGCCGGCAGGAUCAAGGGCAGGUCGCCCCGGGAGAUCUGCCACCUCCUCGACAUCAGGGGCGUCUUCUUCCCUGACUUCCACCAGCAGCUCUCGUCGGCGAGAAGUGGGUCUCGCUCGUCUGAGUCGACAGCUCGAGAGCUCAAGCUGACGGAGAAGGCGCUGCGGGCUCUGCACGUGGUCCGUGUCCACGAGUUCACCUCGUACGAGCCCAAGCAGGACUACCACGUGUGCUAUCGCUUCCACCACGAGUUCAACACGGCCUUGUUCGACUACCACAAAGAGACUCGCUUCUGCCGUGGCCCGCCGCUCUGCAAGAGAAGACCGGCGCGAGAGUCGCUCGUGGGAGCAUGUCUCAACAUCAUAUCCUUGAAGGUGCGCGAGUCGGACGUCGGCUUCCCGAUCAACGUGUUUGGCACCGUCGUCGCAAGGGACUCGGUGGACUAUAGAUGCGUCUAUCUCUUUAGGCGUGACAGGGACGAUCCCCAACUCAUCACCUCGCCGGAUGAUGUGUUAUCUUUGUCGGACCCAUGUCGAGCGCUAGUUCCGCGGAGUAGGGUUCAUUUCGAGAUCGAUUUGAAGAUCAAGUGCGAUGGAGGGGCGGAUCAAGUUUUUAGCAAAGGCUUGGAAGAAUUCGAUUCGGUCCGCCUCGCUACAGGAAAGGAGACCAUGACCCUCGGUCUAGAGAGUUAUCUGAGUAGGCUGGAGUUGUCAUGUGUGCAGGUUUACACACCCGUGGAAGCCACCUUUGCCAUCAACGUUCUAAAGGGCCCGUGUAAUAUCUCGAGAGCAGUCGUUGCGACCCGUGGAAACUUUAGGGAUCGUAGAAUCCUAUACGAAGCAACGGACAACCAUAUAGUGAUCGGUGACGGUGGCUCCGUUCCGUUGACUCGGCGUGUGGUAGCCGUCCCACGGGAUCAGAAGCUGGCGCUCUUUCUUGUCGGUGGCGACGAUGUAGUACUUGGACACCUUGCCCUCACUCUAGGCCAUUCCGACGAAGUGGUCAAUCGUAAGAUGGGUUGCGCUGAGCUUGAGGUGAAAGUUGCUUGGACGGCUGUCCCGAGAAGAAAAAGACCUAACAUGUUUAAAGAGGUCGGAGAUGUGCGGCUCUUGCUGUGAUAAUAGCUUUUGUAUGGUGCAGUGGUGUAUCUCUACCAAAAUGCAAGGAGCUGUUUUUGUUUAGGACUAACAGUUAUAUGAUUAAUGUAUGAUUUUUA
Molecule: messenger RNA, 3619 nt
Organism: Triticum aestivum (bread wheat)
Lineage: Eukaryota; Viridiplantae; Streptophyta; Magnoliopsida; Poales; Poaceae
Exons: 9
Coding region: 393-3521 (1042 amino acids)
Biological process (GO): ubiquitin-dependent protein catabolic process
Molecular function (GO): protein binding
Source: RefSeq, a predicted model, not a curated record